AUGAAUAAUAAUGAUAAUGAUAAUACAUUCUUCUCACAAGAUGUAUUUAGAAAAGUGUUUAAAAGUAAAGUUUUGGUACAAUGUAUCUUUAAACAAGUUAGAAUACAUAGGUUGGAAUAUUUGGGUGAUGGUAGUUUACCUGCUGAUCCAAUGAGAAUGUAUAGAUACAAAGAUAUAAAGAGUGCCAACUGGAUGAUUAGAAAUGGAUAUCUAAGACUACUUAAACACAAGUUGGUACAUCGACAUUUGACAACAUUACUCGAUAGUAAUGAUGCUGCAUUGUUGUGUGAGACGGUGACUGAACAAGACAUUGAUGUAUUUGACUAUAUCUACUUUAAAUAUAGUCAUUUAUUUCUUUGUUAUACUGUCGUUUUGUCGGCUGCUAGUAAUCCAUCAACAUCACACCCACUCAAGUUAAUACUAUCGAGAACACAACAAGACGGUGGUUAUGCAAUGUGGAAUAUCAGUGGCACAUUACGCGCGGCGGGUCAAUCAAUCCCAUGCACUAGCUUUCUUCUCGAUCGAUUGGGGAUGAUCAUGUCUGGCCAACUUCAAGAUCCUCUCUUUUUACACUCGGACAAACUCAGUGCGCGUAACUUGGGGUUGCUCGAUUUGGUUCAUAUAUGGCUAGAGUCUCCUUGUAAUCUCCAAGAGAUGGCCCCUAUAAUGUGUCGUUGGAUCCAACAACUACCCCCCAAUCUACCGUUCAUUCCAAACGUCAUCUUACAACGAUUUCCUAUUCAAAUUGCGCACUUGUCAUCCUAUUACUUCCAUCUACCACUUGAUGUAUUUAAAAUAGUGUUUGAGGAUUCAUUGGGGCGAUCUACGACAAAGAACAACUUGAGUGAAGCACAAUUGGUAAAGUGCACACACCAAUAUCUAUGUUGGUUGGGCACCGUCCCGUUCGGUCACUUAUUUAAUGAUGAUGAUGAGGUACCACCACCACUCCCCGACUAUCAUCAUCAGUCACUCUUUGAAGCACUCAAACAAAUCCAAGUGCUCAUUCAACAACGUGGACCCAACUCCUCGUCACCUCUAACACUAACACUCGGCAACAUUGAAAUGAUAGAAUAUAUCGAAUCAAAACUGGCCAACCAUAGUGGACAAUAUAGAAAGGGUAUCAUGGAGUGUAUGGUGGAUAAGGUCACUGAUGAAAAGGAAUAUAAAUGGGUUUAUGUUAGAUGGAUGGUAGAGUCUGGUAGAAUACUGGAUAUUCGAGAGAAGAACAAAUGGGUACAACGUAUGAUACAAGCUGCCGUAGUGGAACAACGAGAACCCGAAUUAUUGCUACUAUUGUCGGAUCAAAAGGUACGAGACAAUGUCAAUUGGAUGUAUAUUUAUUACCGAGAUUACAACCCCAUCAUCCAAAGAGAGAUUAAAAAAGCCAACCCAACCACACAAUUUGUUACUUGUCCGGAUGAACUACUACUGGACAACAAUGAUAAUAACGAUCAUUAUUACAACCAAGAAUACUAUCAACAAAAUAAUAGGCAAAUGGAAAGAGUAAUCAAUCGUGCCAUACAAGGUGGUCAUUUACAUUUUAUUAAAAAGAUAUACCUCGACUAUGACCCAUCUUUUAAUGAUGAUGCUAGACGGGAUAUCUACAUCAAACAACUCAAUUUCCUCACCAAGGCAGCUCAAUACAACCAAUUUAAAAUUGCAAAGUGGUUGAUCGAAAAGAUUAAAUCUGAUCGAUUUGAAUACAAGCCACUCAAAGUCAAGGCAAUGCAGACAGCAUUAGAGGUGGCAUUGCUUUAUGGACACUCUGAAAUCACUGAUCUAAUCCUGUCACAAGUGCCAAAAGAUUAUAUAUUUUCAUUCAGUUUGCUUCGAGUAGUAGCCAUCUCUGGAAACCUCGAGUUCUUUAGAGCUAUUACCAAAUUUGUUGACAAAGAUUAUACAGACCAACAAAUGCAACCAACAUUGGUAUCAGCAGUACAAAGUGGAUCAAUUGAAUUGGUACAAUAUAUUAUCAAUGAUCUCUUGAAAUGGUGUCCACUAUCAUUUCCAUUCAUCCUCAUCCCCGAUGCCAUUCGAUAUGGUCACUUUGAUAUUGUCAAGUAUUUCCUCGUAUCUAUUCGAUUCACCCCAGAAGAAAUGUCAAACAUUGCUAGAUGUGCUAUAAACUAUAGUCGUUAUCAAGUGAUUGACCAUCUUGUUCAAAAGUGUGGCUAUCAAUUAUCACAAGAUGAUAUUCGCAGAGCUUUUAGCAUUGGAAUUAAAAACGGUGGUAGCCAAACAUCGUUACUCCAAUACAUUAUCAGUUGUCAUGGUCAUUUAUAUCCUUUUAAAUUGUUAGAGAGUGAUAUCAAAAAGAAUGGUAUCUACCAACAUGAUAGCAUUUGCUUUAUAUCUAACAAUAGACAUUUCGAAAAGAUGAAACCAUCUUGA
Molecule: messenger RNA, 2391 nt
Organism: Cavenderia fasciculata
Lineage: Eukaryota; Evosea; Eumycetozoa; Acytosteliales; Cavenderiaceae
Exons: 1
Coding region: 1-2391 (796 amino acids)
Source: RefSeq, a predicted model, not a curated record